AUGAUCACAGUACUCACGACCCGAGCAAAAAGAAGGGGAAACAGGGUUGAACACAGGUUUUUCAGUGUUUUGGGCUUAGCUUCGGGCGUAGUUCCUAUGUCCAUUUCCUCCAUUGGUCGAGAAGGCUGUUCAUCCAUUCGAGGUGUAAACACUCCCCUUCCAAUCACUUCCCUUAGUUGUCGAUUCUCUUCCCUUAGUUGUCGAUACUCUUCAUUACGUUGUCGAUUCUCUUCCCUUAGUUGUCUAAACCUUUCUACCAUUUGUUGUGGAGUAAUUCCUUCCAAUUGGAGUGGAUUCAAUUCUCUCUCAAGUUGGCUAAGCCAUUCUACCGCUUGUUGCGGAGUCAUUCCUUCCAGUUGGAGUGGAUUCAGCUCUCCCACUUCUUGUGGAGGUGUCAGUUCGUGCAUUGUUGGUGUUGACAUGAUCACAAAUGAAGUCAAGUACAAAUGCGAAUUUUGCAACCGCUUUAUGAGCCGCGACCAGAUUACGGACCGAUCACGUGAUGAUAUCCUUCACCGUGGGUGUAGUGUUGUGUGA
This is a messenger RNA of Meyerozyma guilliermondii ATCC 6260, 537 nucleotides long. RefSeq lists its product as uncharacterized. Bases 1 to 537 code for a protein of 178 amino acids. NCBI's taxonomy places the organism in Eukaryota, Fungi, Ascomycota, Pichiomycetes, Serinales, Debaryomycetaceae. The record is from RefSeq and is a predicted model, not a curated record. The transcript has a single exon.